This is a messenger RNA of Raphanus sativus (radish), 1708 nucleotides long. Its product is annotated as pentatricopeptide repeat-containing protein At5g41170, mitochondrial. NCBI's taxonomy places the organism in Eukaryota, Viridiplantae, Streptophyta, Magnoliopsida, Brassicales, Brassicaceae. The record is from RefSeq and is a predicted model, not a curated record. Gene Ontology annotation, molecular function: protein binding.
UUUUAGAUAUUUCAUAAGUCACUUGGGUUCCAUUUAUUUUUGUCCACCCCUACUUCCAAGGGAUCCAGAAUCGAAGCUCCACCGACGAUUCUGAAGAGAGGAACGAUCGAAUCGACUUGGUUGCGUUUAAUGGCGACGAGGUUUCUUCAUCUUCAUCGACAUCGUAUGGAGAAAGUUGAUUCGGGAACCACCUUUUACUUUAGCCGCCUUUUGAGCCUCUCUCUCUCUCUCUGGUUUCGUGCUUUCCGCGAUUACCGAGCGAUUCUGAGAAACAGUCUCCACUUCAACGAAGCUCUGGAUCUCUUCACUCGCAUGCUCGAGUCCCAUCCCCUUCCAUCCACCGUCGAUUUCACCAAGCUACUAACCGCUAUUUCCAACUCCAAGAGAUUUGAUCUCGUCAUCGCUCUCUGCAACCACCUGGAGACGUUAGGGAUUCCGCACGAUCUCUACACUUGCAAUCUCGUCAUGAACUGCCUCUCCCGAUCCUCUCGGCCUCAUCUCGCUUCGUCUUUUCUCGGGAGGAUGAUGAAACUCGGAUUUAGCCCCGACAUCAUCACGUUCACAUCUCUCGUCAGUGGAUUCAGGAACAGACCCGAAGACGCCAUGUAUAUCGUUAAUCAGAUGGGAAUCGAACCCGGCGUUGUGAUGUACACCACGCUCAUCGAGUCUCUUUGCAGAAACGGACUUGUGGAUAACGCGAUGGACAUGUUAAACCGGAUGGAGAACGAUGGGGUUAGACCUGAUGCCGUCACCUACACAUCUCUCGUGAACGGUCUUUGUAACUCCAGCAGGUUGAGUGAUGCUGUUAGGUUACUCAACGAUGUUGAUAUGAUGAGGAGGAGAAUCAACCCUGAUGUAAUCGCUUUCAAUGCGUUGAUCGAUGGGUUUGUGAAAGAAAGGAAGCUUCUGGAGGCUAGAGAGCUGUACAGCGAGAUGAUUCGUAUCUCUGUAGCUCCUCAUGUUUUCAUGGUCUCUCGUGGGGUGUCUCCCAGUAUUAGGACCUACAACGUUUUGUUACAUGGACUAUGUUUGAACGGGAAGCUGGAUAAAGCGUUGUUGAUAUUUGAGGAUAUACAAAAGAGAGCGAUUGAUGUUAAUAUUAUUACGUAUACAAUCAUCAUUCAAGGGAUGUGCAGAGCUGGUAAACUCAAAGACGCUGUUGAUUUGUUUUGUAGCCUCCCGUCCAAAGGGAUGAAGCCUAACGUUGUAACAUACAGUACAAUGAUAUCAGCGUUGUUUAGGGAAGGUUUUAAGCUUGAAGCUCAUGUGUUGUUCAGAAAAAUGAAAGAAGAUGGGUUUUACAAAUAUAGGUGAAUAGUCACAGGUGAAUUGAUCAUAGUAUUGAGGAGUGUCUUCUGAUGAUUGCUUCUUCUACUCACAUAAAAAUGAUGGCGCAGUUACAGUUUCUAACUAACUAUGAUGCAUCUUUCAUAAGCACAUGUUGGCUAUAUGUGUGUAGGGUGAUGAUACACAGCCUGAGUUAAUUCCUGAUAAUGUCACAUUUGUAUCUUUGAUUCUGGUUCCAAGGAGAUGCCUCAGAUAGGCUAAUACACGUAACUAAUUAGUGAAGCAGCGAGGAUUUGAUGAAGCUGUGAGAUUGUUUAUACAUCCGGUGAGAGAGGAAUAGUGUACGUAGUUUAGGUAAGUGCAUACAUAUAUCAAUAUAUGGAUUGAUUUCUCUCAUAUGUAUUCUUUUGUAACCUUGUAA